AGCCACCGACGACACGUGGAGAGAAACAACGUCACGCUUUCGGCAGCUGCAAGACCAGGCAGGUGCAUCUGCGCGCGUGGGAGGUUGGUUUCACGAGCGAGAAGGGUUAAAAGUUCAUCGGCUUCAUGAAGGGUAAAGAGGCAAUUUCUGAUGGCCAUUCAUGAACUACCACAACAUGGAACAAUAUGUGUAAGUAGAUCUUGGAGGAAGAACUAAAACAUGCCUGGGGAAGAUCUGGACUCUGCAGACAUUAUCCACAACCAAGACAAGAGAGGAGAGCUUUCUGGGGCCAAGCCAAAUGGAGGGACCAUGGAGAUUCGUCAAAACUUGUUUACCUGGAUUGUCGAAGAAUAACUACAUUCCUUCAUUGUAAAUAUUUCCAAAAAUAUUCCAUACAAGUUUUCUAAUGUUGUUGCCGCUGAAUUUAGCGACUCUCUUUGAAUGCAUUCCUGCACUAGUUUUGUAUCACCCCCCUUUUUCACAUGUAUUUGUUUUUUAAUACCUUAUUUAAUGCUAUAUGAUUACCAUUCCAAUAUAAAUAUAGUUUGGGACAUUACAGGAAUUUUAAGUAGGAAAUAUUUUGCUUCUGUUUAGCCGCACAGUCUCCAACAUUUCUACUUAAAAUCUCAAAUUUAAAGAUAGAUGAUCAUUUGGAACAGGAGGGUGUUAGAUAUUAUAAUCUUAAAACAAAGUAAUUGAAAAUGCUGUUGUUUAAAUAUUGGGACAUUAAUUUUAAUAAAAUUCUAUUUUUUUCUGUAGUGGAUUAGAAGUUAAUUGAAGUAACACCACUAAUUUGAGUUUUUGUUUGGUUGUCAGAUUUUUAUAUGGCAGCUUGAUUAGCAGUCUGCUUUUUAAACCAGGGGCUUUGCUGGGGCUAAAAUAUGCUGAUGAAAAGCCAUGACAUGUGUUUCACUCAGCUGUUUUACAGACAACUUGCUCGAUCUGUCCAGAGGCCCUUUACAUCAGCAUGCAGAGAGCAGGUGGCGACAGAAGCUCUUAGAUUUUUCCACAUUCUUCUAUCACUUUCUUUUUGCUCUCAUUUAGCUUUAAUGUUUUUGUAAAUGAGAGGAAAUAGAAAUAUAAAAAAAGGACAAAGAUACAAUGAGAUGAGGAGUAAAUGUACCACAAAAGAAAUAACCCGGUGAUUUCUUAUUAAAAAAUUCAAAGUGCUGUGAUAUUUCCUGUCAGAGACAUCUUCUGAGCAAAACACAACCAUUACAACCUUUGUCACACUUUGUUAUUUGAAUACGACUUACCUUUUUUAUUGUUUCAGUUAGGGAAAACUUUUAGAUCUCAACACCAUAGUCUUUCUGCUCACUUUCACUCAUUGAUACUCCUUUUUUCUCCUUCAUCCAGGGAGAAAUUUAAUUUCCAAAACAAGAAGCGAAGAGAACAGCCUAUACUGCAUGAUUGUCUAACACAGUUCUCCAUGUCUGCCUGGUCAAAUAUCAAUGGAUCUGUGUCUGUAUUUUAUUGUUUUGCUCAAUACUCUUAGUUACCUGCCUGUACACAGACAUUUUGCUCCACUGCAUUGCAUCAACACAUAUUGACUUCUAACAGUUAUGCUCUCCACGGUCUGCACAAAUGAUCCUACAGGAAAUUUCCCCUCUGUCCUGGGCGCCAAUCUGCCGUAUCAAACAGGGAUCUAGAAAGCAGCUGACUAUGAACCAAAAUAAUGGUGUGUGACAACCUAGUGCUUUCGCGGGCCAGUCGCUUGUUUGUUUUGGGGGUUCUGCUUUGUCAUCAACAGCAUGGCUUUUCUAAUCUCUGCCACAAAGACAACAAUAAACUGUGGAAGGCCCCAGGUUGGCAGCAUGUGUGGCCAUGACCAGGGGGAGGUUUUGGGGGCUAUUUCGCCAGCCGUCAGUGCUGUGCAGCUUUUAGUCUAGCAUGAGACAGCCAAGGGUGAGCACCCAAGUUUUCACACAUUAAAGGUGCUGAAGGGAACCGAGCACUCCAGGGGAUACCACCAAACCCAGAGGAGAGAAGUGUACCACCAUGUUCAAGACCAGCUACCUGCGCGAGGUGCGCAAGGAAAAGUACGAGCGCUCAGAUGUCUUUGACGAGGAACCCGAGGACUCUGAAAGCUCUGCAGGCAUCUCAGCCAUCCAGGGCUGGGAGAGCCUUCAGGAGCUCAACAGCCGCUUUGCUCGGUACAUCAACAGAGCCCGAGUCCUUGAGCAACGCAACGCCGUAUUCCGCAAGCAGCUGGAGACACUGCAGCGGAUGGAGGAGGCCAGCGGGCUGGAGGAGGCCUUCACAGAGCAGAUCGAGGUCAACAGACAACGAAUCAGGGAGCUGGUGUCUGAGCACACCAAGCUGGAAAGAGAGCUGAAAGAUGUGUGCCGCAUGCUGGACGAAUUCACCAGCAAAUACAGAAAUGAAUGUGGUUAUCAAGAACAGCUACGAGGCACACUGGAACAGCUAAAUAAGGAGGCUGACAGUGCUCUGCUCAGAAACCUGGAGUACCAGAUCCAAUCACAGUUUCUGCAAGAUGAUAUUAACUCAACCAGAGAUAGACACAAGAAGAACCUGGCAGAGAUCCAGACCUAUGUAAACAUUUUGCAGCAAAUCAACCAGACUCUUCCCCUCACUCCCAACGUGUCAGUGGGCAUCUCCGAGGAGCAGGAGAAGCUGCUGGCCCAGAGGAAAGUGCCAGGGCUGCAGAGUCAGCUUGAAGAGUUCAAGAGCGCCCUCUGUCAGCUGCAGGCUCAGAAACAACGCCUACAGACUGAGACUUCAAUGUUGGAACAAGCCAUCAAAAGUACACAGGAGACGUACGAUGAUGAGAUCCAGAUGUACAAUGAGCAGAUUGAAUCCCUGCGAAAGGAGAUUGAGGAGGCUGAGAGGUCUUUAGAGAAGUACACCAAUGAAUGUCGCCACCUUUCCAUGUACCAGACAUCUCUGGAGAACGAGCUGGAGAGGUACAAGAGGAUCAUCGAGAACGAAGACAACAGGUUGAAUUCAGCGAUAAUUGGCACUCCCAUUACCCUGUUCACCACUAAUUAUCGCUUCGCUCACACACCCACUGCAUCAAGCCGAGGGAGAGAUAUCACCCUGGCCAUCCAAGAUAUCACCAGCAUCAAGCCCCGCCAGAAGAUCCUGGCAAAGAAGGUCUUCAAGAAAAAAGAGCUGUCCCCAAAAGAUGUGAUUGACAGCGGCCAGGAGGAGAGGAGUGAGGGAGCCAGUGGAGAUGCUCAGGAUGAAGAUGCAAAGGGGAUCCCAUAUGAGGAGGUGCAGGAGGAGAGGGUGAAGAGAAGCGAGCACAGGCCUGUUAUUACCGGAGUGUCUCCACAGGACGUCCCAGAUGGAGCUCAGAUCAGCAAGGCCUUCGAUACUCUUUGUAAUAUCGUCAGAGACAGAAUGAGGAAGUACAAGAAGCCCGAGCCAAUUGCCGACUUUUACACCAAGGGUCGCUAUGUUCUCGUCACUGGUGAUGGCAGCUACCCGGAUCCCUGCUUCUUCACCUCCACGCCAUCAGCCGGCCAUGUCUUUGUCACUAUCAGAGAUGGAACGACGCCUCCAUGUGAGUCAUAUGGACACAGAACUCCCUCUCCUACACCUCAGCCACUCGUGAUCCCUGAACCCCUCAGCCCCACCGAGCCUUCCAAGGGCGAGGAAGGAAAGGAUGAUAAUAAGGGUGGAAGGGGUAAAGACAAUGGAGGUACAGGGAAGCCCAAGGAUUUAGAACCUCAGCCUAACUCCAAAGAUCCAAGCCCAGUCCCUCCACCCUCUGGGCCGAGCUCCGGCCCUAAAGAUCCCACCCCAGCUGCUGACCAACCUAAGAAAAACAAGGACGAUGUCGGUCCUGGUGGGCCAACUCCAAAGCCUGCACCUCGAGGUACCAGCACCAGCUCCAGCUCUAGCACCAGCUCCAGCAGCUACACCCCCGAUGCCUUGAGCUACGAGAAGGUGGAGGUGGUGGAGUCUGUGGAAAAGUUCUCCAAUGGCCGCAAGAUGAAAGGUUAUGAGGAGACUUCCAUGGUGGUGGAGACCAUGAUUGAGAAGUCCAGCAAGAAGAAGCACUGAAAACAAAAAACCUGCCAUAAGAGCCAUUUGUGCAAAUCCACCAGGGUCCUAAACGACCCAGGACAAUCCUGAUGUUGAAGUCAGGCUACAUAAAUGCAACUGUUCCUCAAACUUCUGUAACAAGACCAUCGUUCACAUUCCUGCUUUGAUAGUCAACCCUCUUUCAUUUGCUUGCAGUCUCUGGUCUUGCGUCCAGAAUACGUUUGGCUGGUUCCAUAAGUAAUGCUGUUGUUGUUCGAUCUAACACCCAUGCUCAUGCUGAGUCCUUUACUGUCUGAAAACUUGGGAAAAUGAAAACUGAAGCUCCACCAAUAAAUUUUUUAAUGAGAAAAGAAACAAGAGAAGUUGUGCCACCCUUCUGAACUCUGUCUUAGAACUCCAACUUUCCCCUCUGAGCUCAUUUGUUUAAUUGGAUGCCACUGCCUGCCCUCAGCACAAUUUUGCUGUGUAUUAAUUUGCUUUGAUAUAUUGAAUAAUAAAUAUAAUUCAAACAUCAACUGAUGUUGUUUUUUUGCCAGACAUUGAACAUUAUACCAUUUCCAAAAAUGAUUUAAAAGGAAUAAAACCACUUAAACACAA
Messenger RNA from Cheilinus undulatus (humphead wrasse), 4608 nucleotides. RefSeq names its product filensin. Gene Ontology annotation, biological process: lens fiber cell development. Bases 1999 to 4029 code for a protein of 676 amino acids. Gene Ontology annotation, cellular component: cytoplasm; intermediate filament. The record is from RefSeq and is a predicted model, not a curated record. Gene Ontology annotation, molecular function: structural constituent of eye lens. NCBI's taxonomy places the organism in Eukaryota, Metazoa, Chordata, Actinopteri, Labriformes, Labridae. The transcript has 11 exons.